Saimiri boliviensis boliviensis (Bolivian squirrel monkey) is the source of this 946-nucleotide messenger RNA. RefSeq names its product synaptophysin-like protein 1. NCBI's taxonomy places the organism in Eukaryota, Metazoa, Chordata, Mammalia, Primates, Cebidae. The record is from RefSeq and is a predicted model, not a curated record. Gene Ontology annotation, cellular component: synaptic vesicle membrane; synaptic vesicle.
CUCUGCCCCGUCGUCCUGACUUUCCCUCCCUCCUUCCCUCAGAGGAUGUCCGGCUUCCAGAUCAACCUCAACCCGCUCAAGGAGCUGCUCGGCUUCAUCAAGGUCCUCGAGUGGCUUGCUUCUAUCUUUGCUUUUGCUACCUGUGGAGGUUUUAAGGGCCAAACAGAAAUUCAGGCGAGUUGUCCUCCCAAACUUACUGAAAAUAAAACUACUACAGCUGUUUUUUGUUAUCCAUUCAGGUUGAAUGAGGCAUCAUUUCAGCCACCUCCAGGUGUAAAUGUAUGUGACGUAAAUUGGAAAAGUUUUGUCCUCAUAGGUGAUUACUCUUCUUCUGCACAAUUCUAUGUUACCUUUGCUGUCUUUGUGUUCCUGUACUGCAUUGCUGCCCUUCUGCUUUAUGUUGGCUACAUGAACCUAUAUCUGGAUAGUUGUAAACUUCCUAUGAUUGACUUUGUUGUUACUCUUGUUGCCACUUUUUUGUGGUUGGUGAGCACUUCAGCCUGGGCUAAAGCUCUGACAGAUAUUAAAAUAGCUACUGGUCACAAUAUUGUUCAGGAAAUUUUGCCUGGUCAGAAUAAAGAAGCCCUAUGUUACUUUAGCUCUGUGACCAGUAUGGGAUCUCUAAAUGUAUCUGUGAUAUUUGGCUUUCUGAGUAUGACACUUUGGGGAGGAAAUGCUUGGUUUGUGUAUAAGGAGACCAGCCUACACAGUCCAUCAAAUACGUUUGCCCCACAUAGCCAAGGAGGUAUUUCACCUCCUGCUGGAAUAUAAUUAAAGGCAGAAAUACACUGUAUGAAAUAUAUGUUGAUACUAUGACAUGUUGCCAACAUCUGGAGAAGCAUUAUUUGUUUCUAAUAAAAGUAAUGGCUUUGUUAAUAUAUUGGUGGGUUUAAAAUUUUGCUGCUUUUUUACAUAAAGUCUGUGCCUUUCCUAGAAAUUUAAGAUG